This is a messenger RNA of Carica papaya (papaya), 834 nucleotides long. Lineage: Eukaryota; Viridiplantae; Streptophyta; Magnoliopsida; Brassicales; Caricaceae. The record is from RefSeq and is a predicted model, not a curated record.
CUCGGUUAAUGGAAGUGGUCAGUUUGUUGGCUUAGCGGAGAUGGUUGGGAAGGUAGAUUUUAACAAGGACAUGGACUUCUGGCAAAUUGACAGAAGGAGUGGGUUUUUCCCAGUAAAAUGGCAUAUCCUAAAAGAUAUUCCUAACUAUGCGUUGGUACACAUUACCCUAGAAAACAAUGAAUACAAGUCUGUGACUUGUAGCAGGGAUACUCAAGAGGUUGGACUGAAGGAGGGUUUAGAGAUGCUUAACAUAUUUAAGAAUUACUCUGCAAAAUCAUGCUUAUUAGAUGACUUCAAUUUUUAUGAAAAACAAGAGAAGCCUGCUCAAACCGAGAAGACUGACAAGUCAGCUCCUUUACCUAUGGAUAAACGCAAGGAAAGAGAUUUUAGUCUAAUGAAACCAGGAGAAAGAAGAGCAGAAGAGAAUCCAAUGUGGACCAGAAGAAUCACUGAUGGGACUGCGGCUCUAAUCAAUCAAACCAAAAAUCUCUCCCUCAAUGACCGCAACCUGAAGAAUAAUAGUCUAAAGAAAUGGUAGAAAAGUCAGCUUCUACUGUCUUGGAACUAUAGGAAACUUACAGCCAUUGUUGUUCGCCAUAGAACUGACAUUAUUGGAUUCAGCCAGUCUUUCUUUCUUCCCGUCUGUUAUAUGGGUAAUUUUGCUUGCAUUCAAAACUCUUUCAGUGAUUAUUGAUUAGGCAUUACAUUUUUAAGUUACAGGUGGAUUCGGUUCUGUUUUAAGAAUUUAAUUUUCUUUGUUAUGAGGAAUGUUUGUUUGCAUCGGAACGCACUUGGAGUCCAAGUGCAUUAAUUCAUAUCUUUCUAGAGAGGAAA